CGGAACAACCCUUCGGGAGGACUCAAGCGAAAAAAGGAGAAGGAUCCUCAAGCAUGGUGCCCAAACCCUUGAUUAAAUGGUUUGAGCAACUCAGCACUUCAUUGUCCAAUUUGUUGAGAUGCAUGCGAAGAUGCUUCGGGUUAAACAACAAGCGAGAGUGGAGAAGCUUGAGCAAAGAUGCAAAGAAAAAACGUUGCAGCUUGUCAUCGAGUGCCAACGCCUGGAGCAAGAAGACUUCAAAAUCAUGACCAACGACGUUGAUAAGCUUGGUCCGGUGGAGCGUGCAGUGGUGAUGAGGAUGAAAAAUACGAUAUCCUGGAGUAUUAACAUUAAAAACUUGGCAUUAAUGCAGUUUGAAAAUGUGGUUUACAAGAUUAAACCCACAAGGAAAGAAGGUUGCCUAUCGUUAUCUAAAACGAAGAAACAGAAAGCGGAAGGGGAGAAAAUGAUCUUGAAAGGGGUAACAGGAAUAGUAUUUCCCGGCGAGGUUCUGGCGAUGUUGGGCCCCUCGGGGAGCGGCAAAACCACGCUCCUCACAGCGCUAGGCGGUCGUCUGGGCGGGCGCCUGAAAGGAUCCAUUACCUACAACGGGAAACACUUUUCGAACGUGAUGAAACGCAACACCGGUUUCGUCCCCCAGGACGAGAUCAUGUACCCCGAGCUCACGGUCAGGGAGACACUAGUCUUCGCGGCGCUUCUACGCCUGCCUAGAACAAUAUCUAGGCAGGAGAAGAUUGCCCGGGCCGAAGCUGUGAUAGCUCAGCUCGGCCUGGGCAAGUGCAAGAACAGUGUGGUGGGGGGCCAGUGGAGGAGGGGGGUUUCGGGGGGAGAGAGGAAGCGGGUGAGCAUCGGGCAGGAAAUGCUGGUGAACCCGAGCCUGCUGUUGCUGGACGAGCCGACGUCGGGGCUUGACUCGACGGCGGCGCAGCGGAUCGUGAGCACCAUGCGGGGGCUGAGCCGCGGCGGGAGGACGGUGGUGAUGACCAUCCACCAGCCGUCGAGUAGGCUGUUUUAUAGCUUCGACAAAGUGAUGUUGUUGUGUGAAGGAAAUACAUUGUAUUUCGGGAAGGGGUGUGAGGUGAUGAACUAUUUCUCCGGCAUUGGGUUCUCCCCUUCGGUCUCCAUGAAUCCUUCCGACUUCUUGUUAGACCUCGCAAACGGUGUUCUCGAUGAUGAUCAAUCGUCAUCGCCAAAUCCAAUUCAAGUUAAAGAGACGUUGGUUUCCGCUUUCAAGGCGAAUCUUCAAGACGCGUCGAAAGAGGAGCUGCAACGUGAAACACCACUACAUGACAGUAAUGAGGUUUCUCCGAGCAGUUCAGGCGAGGAGGAGAGGCAUUUCAAUGGGUGGUCAAUUCCAUGGCGAGAGCAAUUCUCGGUGCUUCUUAAGAGGGGACUGAAACAGCGCAAGUCUGAAUCCUUCUCCGGCCGUAAGGUUGCCCAGAUUUUGGCGGUGGCUUUACUAACCGGCGCUUUGUGGUGGAGAUCUAUUGACCUGCAAGAUCAAAUUGGGCUUUUAUUCUUUUACUCAUCAUUCUGGGGAUUCUUCCCACUAUUUCAAGCAAUUUUCACAUUCCCAACAGAAAAAAUGAUGCUAAAAAAGGAGAGGUCUUCGGGGAUGUACAGACUCUCAUCGUUCUUCGUGGCCAGGACCGCAUGCGACCUUCCCAUGGAACUCGUCCUGCCCACCGCUUUCGUCCUAAUAACUUAUUGGAUGGCGGGGCUAAAACCCGCCCCCCUCAACUUCCUCUCCACCCUAUUUGUCAUCCUACUAUGCGUGUUGGUCUGCGAAAGCCUCGGGCUGGCCAUUGGCGCGUUCAUGAUGGAUCAGAAGGCAGCUGCCACUUUUGGGUCCGUGGUCAUGUUAUCGUUCCUUCUUGCUGGCGGGUUUUACGUAAGGCAAGUCCCGUAUUUCGUAGCUUGGAUCAAAUACAUAUCGAUCGGGCAGUACACCUUUAAGCUCUUGUUAGAGGCGCAGUUUAAGCCGGAAGAGACGUAUCGGUGUUCCUCGGAAGGAGGCAUUUGUGGGGUUAAGAAUCAUCCUUCUAUUGAGAAAGUAGACCUUGGGAAACAUGUGACCUUUUCUGUGCUUGCUUUGCUCAUCAUGCUUGUGGGUUACAGAGUACUUGCAUAUGUUGCCUUAAUGAAAGUUGGGAGAACUAAGAAGCUAAAAUAGUUUAAUUCACUCCAUAUUUGAUACUUUGAUAGUACUUGGCAAGGUUUUAUUGGCCAUAUUCACUUUCUUAAAACCUCAAUUACGAUGUGUUUCGAAUUCUAUAUUUCUUUCUCUUUAACUUUAAUAGUUAGGAGAAUAAGUGCUUGCAUUGCAUACUAAAACAUGCUUUUUCAAAAAGAUGUUCCAAUUCUGAUGACUUUUAGGAAAUUUAACCGAAGAAUAUUUUUGUUUUUGACUUUCCAAAAAUACUCUUGAAGUGAUGAGUAAAAGUAGGAUGUGAUG
This is a messenger RNA of Cuscuta campestris, 2455 nucleotides long. Lineage: Eukaryota; Viridiplantae; Streptophyta; Magnoliopsida; Solanales; Convolvulaceae. The record is from the annotation of a GenBank genome assembly.